Artibeus jamaicensis (Jamaican fruit-eating bat) is the source of this 2925-nucleotide messenger RNA. It is a transcript of the gene HARBI1, whose product is annotated as harbinger transposase derived 1. The record is from RefSeq and is a predicted model, not a curated record. The transcript is spliced from 3 exons. The coding region runs from base 273 to 1322 and encodes 349 amino acids. NCBI's taxonomy places the organism in Eukaryota, Metazoa, Chordata, Mammalia, Chiroptera, Phyllostomidae.
GCUGCGGCAGCCUGGCCGCCGCGUGGGCGCCGUGGCGGACUGUGAGCGACUGCUGGCCUAGGAAGAGGGCCGGACCAGGCUGGGUGGGUGGGGACUUGUGCUGGUAACCUGGCAGCGGUCGAGAGAAAGAAGAUUAUAAAUGUCAGAGCCAUUUAACUGAUGGUUAACUGUUGCAUUCUGACACUUCUUUAAAUACCUUCUUGCACCAACCUCUUCACUGGGAAGAUUUCAGGAAAAGUAGCAGAGGGAAAGAGUCAACAUUUACAUGUACCAUGGCUAUACCAAUAACGGUGCUUGACUGUGAUCUCUUACUGUAUGGCCGAGGUCACCGAACGUUGGAUCGUUUUAAGCUUGAUGAUGUCACUGAUGACUAUUUGAUGUCCAUGUAUGGUUUUCCUCGACAGUUCAUUUAUUACUUGGUGGAGCUCUUGGGAGCCAGUCUUUCUAGACCCACCCAGAGAUCCAGGGCUAUUAGCCCAGAGACACAGAUCCUUGCAGCACUGGGCUUUUAUACUUCAGGUUCCUUCCAGACCCGGAUGGGAGAUGCUAUUGGAAUCAGUCAGGCAUCAAUGAGUCGAUGUGUUGCCAAUGUCACUGAAGCACUUGUGGAAAGAGCCUCACAGUUCAUUCGUUUUCCAGCUGAUGAGGCAUCCAUUCAGGCUCUGAAGGAUGAAUUCUAUGGGUUGGCUGGGAUGCCAGGGGUAAUAGGAGUGGUUGACUGUAUCCAUGUGGCAAUCAAGGCACCAAAUGCUGAAGAUCUCUCCUAUGUGAACCGUAAAGGUCUGCAUUCUUUAAACUGCCUGAUGGUGUGCGAUAUCAGAGGGGCAUUAAUGGCUGUGGAGACGAACUGGCCAGGCAGUCUACAGGACUGUGCGGUGCUGCAGCAGUCUUCCCUUAGUAGUCAGUUUGAAGCUGGGAUGCACAAAGACAGCUGGCUGCUUGGUGACAGUUCCUUCUCUCUCCAUACCUGGCUCAUGACCCCUCUUCACAUUCAUGAAACUCCAGCCGAAUAUCGCUAUAAUAUGGCCCAUUCUGCAACUCACAGUGUGAUCGAGAAGACUUUCCGGACACUCUGUUCCCGGUUCCGCUGCCUGGAUGGGUCCAAGGGGGCACUGCAAUACUCACCAGAGAAGUCCAGCCACAUCAUCUCGGCUUGUUGUGUCCUCCACAACAUCUCCCUGGAGCAUGGGAUGGAUGUUUGGUCCUCUCCAACGACAGGACCCAUGGAACAGCCCCCUGAGGAAGGGUAUGAACACAUGGAGUCCCUGGACCUGGAGGCUGACCGGAUCCGCCAGGAGCUGGUGCUCACUCACUUUAGCUAAUGUGAAAGGUGGGGAGGAGGAGGAAAACUUACCAGAAGGACCUGUGACAGACUUCCUCCCUCACUAACCCCUACACAGUUGUAUCGUUUAGUAUAACUGAGUGUGGACACUCAUUAAAUUGACAUUUAAUCUGCGUGUUUUUUUAGAAGAGUGGGGGCUAUUCCAGAAUAUCUUGAUUCAUUUGCAAUUUUAUAACUCAACCAAAGCAGGACAACAGUUCUCUACUGUGCACUGAACUCCAGGUUGAUCAUCAGUCAUUUGAAAGGUCAUUUCUGCAGACAUUUAUGAUUGUGUCUACAACAUCAAGCAAAGAGGAAGCGGCAUCUAGCCAGAACACUUCAUUUUUGUUUCAAUUCUCUGGAAAUUUCAAAUGAAAAGAAUAUUUACUUGUCCUGAAUUAUUCAGAUGGUAUUCUAGCUUUUCCACUUUGCUGCCAAUAUAGGCAUAAACUGAGGCAAGUGUAAAAAGUAAUUUUAUAUUGGAGAAUGGUCCUCUGACAUUGGCAAAUGGCUACUAAGCUGAGUUUCUAGCUUUGUGUUUUUAAGAAGAUGUUAGGUAGCCCUGGCUGGUGUAGCUCAGUGGAUUGAGUGUGGGCCUGCGAACCAAACAACUGUGGUUUGAUUCUGUGGUUCGAUUCCUGGUCAGGGCACAUGCCUGGGUUGCAGGCCAGUUCCUAGCAGGGGAUGCACAAGAGGCAACCAUACAUUGAUGUUUCUUUCCCUCUCUCCUUCCCUUCCUCUCUAAAGAUAAAUAAAUAAAAUCUAAGAAAAAAAGUACCAGGGGAAAAAAAAAAGAUGUUAGGUACAGUGAAAUCUGAAACCUUUAUCUUUAGUCUUUCUGCAUUAAUUGGACUGUGACUUGGAGCUAGUUUUUGGGGAGAAUAUCUGGACUCCAAUCUCCUAUUUCCAGCCCUGAGUAGGAGUUAGAGGCUAAGUAGGUUAAGAACCCAAUCAGCUUAAGGAAGAAAAGUCAGGUAUGGGUAACUUAGCAGGCUUACACUUUACAGGGGAUCUAAAGACCCUGAUAAAUUGAUGGACAGAGGAGAGUUAUCCAGGUUUUAACAGCUCACAUCAUAGAUCACAUUUCUUACAGUCAUGAUGUUAGAAUGUCUGCUUGGCCAUUCAGCUUUGAAAUUCCUUGUACUGAAGGAAGAUUUAGGGAAUAAAGACAUACGAAAGUAUUAAGAAGGAGAGGUAAAAAGAACAUAAUUUUACUUGAAGUUAAUUUUGAAGUUAGACCUACUUAAAUAUCUUGUAUUCAGAGUAAUGGACAGAAUUUCCUAGGAAAUAAAUAAUCCCCCACUACAUCUUAUUCUAAAAUUAUACUGAUACAAAAAUAACCUGAUUGGAAUAAUAAAAGUGUAAAUUAGGUUCACACAUUGGUGCCUUUGCUAGGACAAAAAAAGAGACCUUCCUGAGGAUUGUCUUGUUCCCAAUUUUUCAUCCACUCACCAUGUGAUACCUCUGAAUUGUCCUCCUGGAUCAUUUCCUACCUGCUUUUGGCAGUGUUAAUCUGGUAAUGUUCAAAGUAAAGAAAUGAGCAGCAGAUGACAGAGAAACUUGGAAAUAAAUUGAGGGUGACUCAUCCACAAGAUUAAAAACAA